AUGGUGCUGAUUAAGGAAUUCCACAUGGUUUUACCAUGUUCAGUUCAAGAGUACCAGGUUGGACAACUUUACUCUGUGACUGAAGUCAGUACAAAAGAAACAGAAGGUGGAGAAGGCAUUGAAGUCUUAACAAAUGAACCUUAUGAGAAGGAUGGAGAAAAGGGGCAGUAUACACACAAGAUUUACCACUUAAAGAGUAAAGUUCUUGGGUUUGUCAGGAUGAUUGCUCCUGAGGGCUCUUUGGUAUUUCAUGAGAAAGCCUGGAAUGCAUAUCCCUACUGGAGAACAAUUGUGACGAAUGAAUAUAGGAAAGACGACUUCAUAAAAAUUGAAACCUGGCUCAAACUAGACUUGGAAACAGUAGAAAAUGUACAUAAUUUAGAUCCUAACACAUGGAAGACAGUUGAAAUUGUCCAAAUUGAUAUUGCAGACCAAAGCCAAGUAGAACAUGCAGAUUAUAAAGCAGAUGAAGACUCAGCAUUAUUCCAGUCAGUGAAGAUCAAGAGAGGACCUUUGGGACCCAACUGGAAGAAAGACCUGGCAAAUAACCAAGACUAUCCCCAAAUGUGUGCCUACAAGCUGGUUGCCAUCAAAUUCAAGUGGUGGGGUCUGCAGACUAAAGUAGAAAACUUUAUUCAAAAACAAGAAAAAAGAAUAUUUACCAACUUUCACCACCAGCUGUUUUGUUGGAUUGAUAAGUUGAUCGACCUGACUAUGGAAGACAUUAGAAGGAUGGAAGAUGAGACCCAGAAAGAGCUAGAAGCUAUCUGUUUACGUAAUCAAGGUCAAGUGAGGGGAACCAGUGCUGCCCAUGACGAAUGAGGAGGGACCUGACCAGUAACUUGCAGUGUUGACG
Messenger RNA from Vombatus ursinus (common wombat), 856 nucleotides. RefSeq names its product phosphatidylinositol transfer protein beta isoform-like. The transcript is spliced from 2 exons. Gene Ontology annotation, molecular function: phosphatidylcholine intramembrane carrier activity; phosphatidylinositol transfer activity; phosphatidylcholine binding. The record is from RefSeq and is a predicted model, not a curated record. Bases 1 to 822 code for a protein of 273 amino acids. Lineage: Eukaryota; Metazoa; Chordata; Mammalia; Diprotodontia; Vombatidae. Gene Ontology annotation, cellular component: cytoplasm. Gene Ontology annotation, biological process: phospholipid transport.